AUGGCAGACAACCCAAACGAAGUAGAAUUUUGCUCCCGCGUAAUCAAAUGGCGAGGAAAAAAGGAUGAAUGCAAAAACAACCAACGGAAUGAAAAGAGCCCCAAAGUCUGGCUCGACUAUUACAAUGACAUAGUGAGAGAUGAGCUCAAGGACAUAAAAGCCAAUACACUAUUUAACGUGAAAAGAGACAUGCUUACGAAAAAGGUAUAUCCCAAGAGUAAGAAUUCCGCUCUAUUGCUACAUAAUCCUUUCGACUUUAAUUUGAAAAAAACUCAUCACGGAAAUGAAGGCAAGGGCCAUUCGGAUGUGAGAGGUGGACACUCCAAUGUGGACACAGAACGGAAGAAAAAUUUUUUUUUCGAAGAUUUUGUUUGGAAUAACGAGUUGAGGAGAUAUGUCAAGUUGGAACGGGUAGACGGGGGACAACAUAGGAAGAAUGGCAAGCAGAGCGGAACGCCUAGGCAAGGUGCCAACUGUGGGAGAAACAACUCCUGCAUCGGAUUGGACAACCGCGUAGGAGCCAUCAAUCACCAAACAAGUGGAACAUCCCAAAAGAAAUACACUAGUUUAAGCGGUGCACGGGGGUUAGCAACAUUCCAGAGGGGGAAUGAACCCGUAGCAAUCGCGCAGCACCCAAAUGAUCACCCAAACGAAAGACACGGGGCUGAUCUAAGUGUUCAGCAGAGCGCAUACUAUAGUGCUGGUCCCAAUUCUUAUACAAAUGCUUUCCCAAACGAACAACAUGGUGAUAACUACGGUGCACACCAUAGAGGUGACCCUAUUGCUGACCCUAGUGCCUUUCUCGCUGCUUACCAAAGAGGGUACCACAACGCUCAGUCCAGCACUCACACAAGUUCAAACUACAACGCUGCAGUGGUUACCCACCCCAACGAGCCCACGUCCGAUGUGGCGCAUCAAAUCGGAGAGAACCUGAAAACCAUGAUCUUGGAAAAAUCACAGGCCCUCAAGAACGACACGAUGAGAAAUAAUCAUGGAGAGAACAUCCUGAUGGUCCAGGAUAAGAAAACGGGGAGGGCGAAAAUCGUGGCCAACAAAAGGAUAGAAAUAGGUCAGGUCAUUUUUAUAGAGGAAUGCGUCCUGGAGACAUCUAUCCUGCUGGAGAAUUUAUGGGACACGUUCAAUUCGUUGGACAAUGAGCAAAGAAGGAAGUUGGAUAAAAUUUGCGAGUAUAUGAAUCUGGGGAGGGAAAAUAGGAGCGGGGCACACACGCAGACAGCGUUAUCGGCAGGGGUACCCGCAGCGGUAGCGGAAGAAGAACUACCCAAACUGGGGAGCACAAUGACAGAGGGUGGAAACACACCCCGUGUCAUUUCCUACUGCCAGAGUGGAGAAAAAAUGGACGAAAAAUGCAGAAGACGCAUAGCACAUGGAGUACCCACAGGAAGUCACAUCCAGGAAAUUCGGGAAGUAAAAAGAAAAAAAUCAACGAAUGGAAAAUUUGUAAACGACUUAAUUAAAUUCGAGACAUUCACAGAUGUACUAAAGAACUCCUUCAUUUCGCCAAAGGAUAAAACAAAAAUAAUGUUGUUUCAGUAUGCGUCCCUUUUAAACCACAGCUGCUUCCCGAACGCUAGCUACUCCUAUAUAGACCUUAACAAGAUCUGCUUCAUCUCCAUGAGGACCAUAAAUAGGUAUGAAGAAAUUACCAUAUCGCUGAUAGAUGAGCUGUAUGCUUCCAUCGAACAUAGAAGAAGCAAAUUAGAUGAAGUGAAAAAUGGAACUUGCUUCUGCAACCGAUGUUCACAAAUAAUUGACGAGGAAAGACACAUCCUCUGUCCUCUCUGUAAAUAUUCCUACGUUAGGAAGGAGAUAGAUCCCAAAUGUUUAAAAAGUGCAUAUCACAAUAAAGGUAGCAAUACCAUCCAGUGGGGAUAUACCCCCUCCACAAGGGAAAAAGUUCACCUCCAAAGGGAAGUAACGAAAAGGUUAUACCUCUCCUCCGAGGGUGACGAAGUUGGCACAACAUGCUACUCUGGCAGGCAUAACCAAAUGGGGGGCAUUACCAAAAAGAACAUGAGAAAAACGGGAAGAUAUUCUGAGGAACCCUCCAUGCGUAGUGCCAGCAAAAACGAUGAAGCCGAAUUAUCCAUGUAUAGUCAAAAGGGAAUGCAAAAUGCGAGAAUGACCUUCCCGGAUGAUACACACAAUAUAAGUGAACCCCCAGUGGGAAAAUUUAAUAUACUCAAAUUUGAACGAGGCCUAAACAUAGCGAACAUUCUGAUGCUCAUUUGGAACACACAAAAUGAAAGGAAGGAAAUUGGCUGCUGUAGAUUUCACAAUAAUGAAGACCUAUGGAUUUGUGAUACCUGUGGUGAAGAAGUUUCUUCGUGUGCCCUCCCAGUAGAAAGUGAAAAAAAUUUUACAAAGGAAUAUAAACUUUUAAGGGACAUCAUAUGUAGGUACCAAUUCGAUAGUGAGUACAGUGUUGGAUAUAUUUUAAGUACCAUUGAGAGGUCGCUUGUUUAUAUUAUUGGCAUUUUGGGAGAGAAGCACUGGCUAUAUGCAUCGUUUAAUUACCUCAUGGCGGAUUUAUGCUUCUCCGUCUGCUGCUAUAGUUCGGAUGAGGCAAACUGGGAUAGGUACCUCCUAAAAGGAUUUAAUUCGUUUCAAAAUUUCUUGUGGUUUAUUCAGACGAGGUCUCCACACUCCAUUCACACUGAUUUGGUACCCCUCGUGUUGAAAUUUUUUCUUGUCUGUAUUUAUACAUGCAAUUAUAAAACCCUUUAUGAAUUUGCGAGGUCAGGUUUUUUGGAAUUGAUCAGACAGAAAUAUGGCCCCUGGAACAUUCCCUUCAUGUGUCUCCAUCUUUCCUUUGAAAUGUGCUAUGAGCACAUCAAUCGAAACUUGCCCAUAUGCAGGGAGAUCCUCCUCGUUAUGGCCAACAUGAUUCGGGUGCGGCUCUUCGGGGAGCUCCCCCGCUGA
This is a messenger RNA of Plasmodium coatneyi, 2943 nucleotides long. RefSeq lists its product as uncharacterized. Bases 1 to 2943 code for a protein of 980 amino acids. The transcript has a single exon. Lineage: Eukaryota; Apicomplexa; Aconoidasida; Haemosporida; Plasmodiidae. The record is from RefSeq and is a predicted model, not a curated record. Gene Ontology annotation, molecular function: protein binding.